Messenger RNA from Zerene cesonia (dogface butterfly), 5561 nucleotides. It is a transcript of the gene dachs, whose product is annotated as unconventional myosin-IXb. Gene Ontology annotation, molecular function: cytoskeletal motor activity; ATP binding; actin filament binding. The transcript has 18 exons. The coding region runs from base 967 to 4338 and encodes 1123 amino acids. Gene Ontology annotation, biological process: vesicle transport along actin filament; actin filament organization. The record is from RefSeq and is a predicted model, not a curated record. Gene Ontology annotation, cellular component: myosin complex; cytoplasm; actin cytoskeleton. Lineage: Eukaryota; Metazoa; Arthropoda; Insecta; Lepidoptera; Pieridae.
GCCGCGCGCUCUCGUCCGACCUCUUCCUUAACAGGAGCUGGUUCCGCGAACCUCCGCUCUCUCUGUCCUCCACACUCCUGACAACUGUUAUAAUAUGUGCUCGGGAGCGGGGAGACGGGGCCUCAUUAUAUCCCUUGUUUGAUUGCGCUUGAGACAUUCAACUUACUUCCUGUUUAUUCAUACACAUUAACAUAUUAAGAUCGAUUAUUUGCUAAUAUUUAAAUACGGGUUAAUUAACCUCAGCAACUCGUCCUUGUUCUAGCAGCAUGUAAAGUUCAGGAGCUAUUUUAAAAUUACUAUAACGGGAUAUUAGCCCUCCUAGGCAUUUAAUGACAUUGAUGAUCUCUAGUUAAUGGUAGUUUUGAAUUUCAAAUAUACUCUUAAAGACUUGUAUGGACGGUAAUUUUAAAUGUGAAGAGGCGGCCGUUGUAAGUAAUGGCUAUCCGAAAUGAAUGAUAUAAAGAAGUGCAGUACAGAAACAUGAACGGAUGACAUUUCGUCGGGCCGAGACGGGUGCUCUCGAAUUUUGAAUUCAACAAAAAGCGUGCGCGGCAUUCCGCAAGCCGCUCGCCACUGCGCCGCACCGACCCCGCGCCGCCGCCGCCGCUUCACUUGCUAGUUAAACCCUCAAUAGAUCGAAUUGGUCACACAAUUAUUUAAGAAUAAUGACCGCCUCCAAUUGAAGAAAAAACGGAGAUGCGUUAAUGUCUUGAAUAAAUUUUGUUAACUCACCGCUCGUAAUGAGGCGCGCGCACGCGGACUGUUUACUAAACAACGUUCAAUAUUUUUGGAUGCAGUGAUCUGGAGGUGGUGAUUCAGUGUUAAUACACGAUUAAAUGUCCUCAAAUGAUCUCGAUCUCUCUUUGCGUUUACUUAUUAAGGAAGUAUUCUUUUAAACGGCGCAGCAUUCGCCCUGUCACGUGUGCAAAGUGAGCCGCAGCGGGGUUGCGACGCGAUGCGCGUGGCAUGCUGCUGCCGGACCAAACGUAUGAGGUGGCCGCACCCGCCGCACACGCUGCAAAUGCCGCACACGCCGUACCAACCGCAGCUGCCGCAGAUGCGCCAACGUCGGCGUCGCUCGCGGUGCUGCUGCGCGCGCACCGCGUUCGCCCUGACUUCUUCUGCGCCUAUCGGUCACGACGCCAUUCGAGGAGAUCGUCGCGGAUGGUCGAGGAAGAGAAAGAAAAGAGGUCCCCGAGCGAGCCGCGGCCGCUCGCGCGGUCUCAGCGGCGCGCGCGCCAUAGGAACGACGCAUCAUCCUCGAACGAAGCGGUGCACCUGCAGCGACGGCUGCUAAGCCUCAGUUCGGAGCUGGUGACGCUCCGUAACCAUUUGCACGUGGGCGGGGCGGCAGGUGCGGCAGGUGCGGCGGGUGCGGCCGGUGCGGCAGGGGCCGCUGGAGCGGCCGGCGCGGGGGGUGCGGCGAGUAGCGGGCAACCGGCGGUUCCGCCGCGCGCGCCGCUGCUGCUGCCGCCGCCCGCACCCGCGCCGCCGCAUCAAUCUCAUCCACCGCCACCUCCACCCGAAGCAAGAUGGCGCAGCGCGGCGGGUCCGGCGGGUCCGGUGGGUCCGGCGGGUCCGGCGGGCGGCGCGGCGCCGAGCGCGCCCGCCGGCUGCGACGUCGACGACCUCAUACACCUGCGCGGGCCCCUCACUGAGGACGCGCUGGUCCGGGCCCUGCAGACUAGGUUCUACCAUAAUAAGUUUUAUACAUCAGUGGGACCAAUAGUAGUGGCGAUGAACGCCUACACGGACGCAUCCAAUGCGUUGACGCCGGGCGCGGCGCGCGCGCAGCGGCCCGAGCUGGCGCGGCUCGUGCACGACGCCGUGCGCCACCAGGCCGACACGGGCUGCCCGCAGGCCAUCAUUCUAUCGGGCGUGUCCGGGUCGGGCAAGACGUACGCGUCGAUGGUGCUGCUGCGGCGGCUGUUCGACGUGGCGGGCGGCGGGCCCGAGACGGACGCGUUCAAGCACCUCGCCGCCGCCUUCACCGUGCUGCGCUCGCUCGGCACGGCCGCCACGCACGCCAACUCGCACUCCAGCCGCAUUGGUCACUUCAUAGAGGUGCAAGUGACAGACGGCGCGCUGUACCGCACGAAGAUCCACUGCUACUUCCUGGACCAGACGCGCGUGGUGCGGCCGCCGGCGGGCGAGCGCAACUACCACAUCUUCUACCAGAUGCUGGCCGGCCUCUCGGCGGACGAGCGCUCGCAGCUGCACCUCGACGGCUACUCGCCGCAGGACUUACGGUAUCUGUCAUCGUCAGUGUCGCGUCGCGCAGACGCGGACGACUCGGCACGCUUCCAGGCGUGGAAAAGCUGCCUGGGCGUGCUCGGCAUUCCCUUCCUGGACGUGGUGCGCGUGCUCGCCGCCGUGCUGCUGCUCGGCAACGUCACCUUCACCGACACCGCCGAUGGCACCGCUGAACCCAGUGGAGAGGCGGAGCUGGCGGCGGCGGGCGCGCUGCUGGGUGUGGGCGCGGCGGCGCUGGUGCGCGGGCUGGGCACGCGCGGCGCGGCGCGCGGGCGGGCGCUGGUGCGCGCGCCGGCCAGCGCCGCCGCCGCCGCCGCGGCGCGCGACGCGCUCGCCAAGGCGCUGUACUGCCGCACCGUCGCCACCAUCGUGCGCCGCGCCAACUCGCUCAAGCGGCUCGGCUCCACGCUCGGGACCCUCUCCUCCGACUCCAAUGAAUCGGUGCACCAAGACGCAGCCUCCCGGCGCGCGUCCACGGCGGGCAGCGGCGCGCGGGGCCGCGCGGGCGCGCGCUCGAUGGCGGCGCUCAACGACGCGGUGCGCCACGCAACGGACGGCUUCGUGGGCAUCCUGGACAUGUUCGGCUUCGAGGACGCCGCGCCCAGCCGCCUCGAGCACUUGUGCGCCAACCUGUGCGCAGAGACCAUGCAACACUUCUACAACACUCACGUGUUUAAGUCUUCAGCGGAGUCGUGUCGCGAGGAGGGGGUGUCGGGCGCUCUGGAGGUGGAGUACGUGGACAACGUUCCGUGCAUCGACCUGGUGUCGUCGCUGCGCACCGGCCUGCUCGCCGCGCUCGACGCCGAGUGCGCGGCGCGCGGCUCGCCCGAACAGUACGUCGCGAGGAUCAAGACUGCACAUAGAGGGCACCCGCGUCUCGGCGAGGCGCGGCCGCCGCACCCGCGCCGCUUCGCCGUGCGCCACUACGCGGGCGAAGUGACGUACGACGCGACGGACUUCCUCGACGCCAACCGCGACUCCGUGCCCGACGAUCUGCUAGCUGCGUUUGAUACGAGAGCUUGCGAAUUUGGCUUUGCGACACAUCUGUUCGGAGCUGAGCUCAAGGCAUUAUCAGCAGCGGGCGGUCCGUCCGGGGCGCAGUUCCGCGCGUCGCCCACGGCGGCGGGCGCAAGCGCGGCGCCCCCGCCCGGCGCCCCGCUGUCCGGCGCCUCCACGCUCACGCAGGACUUCCACACGCGGCUCGACAACCUGCUGCGCACGCUGGUGCACGCGCGACCGCACUUCGUGAGGUGCUUGCGGGCCAACGCCACUGAGGCGCCGAUGUUGUUCGAUAGAUCUACUGUCGCUACGCAGGUGCGAGCUCUGCAAAUCCUGGAGACGGUGCAGCUAAUGGCGAACGGGUACCCGCACCGCAUGCGGUUCCGCGCGUUCGGCGGCCGCUACCGGGCGCUGUGGGCGCGCGGCAAGGAGGAGUGGGGCGAGUGGGACGGCGAGGCGGCGGGCUGCGCGCGCGUGCUGCGCGCCGUGGCCGCCGGCGGCGCGCCGCCCGCGCCGCACUCGCCCGCCGCCGUGCGCUGGGCCAUCGGCAAGCGCCACGUCUUCCUCAGCGAGGGGAUGAGACAGGUGUUGGAGCGCAUGCGACGCGCGCGGCGCGCGGCGGCGGCGCAGUGCAUCCAGGCGGCGUGGCGGCGGCACCGCGCGCGGCUGGCGGGCGCGCCGCGCCGCCCGCGCCCCGCGCCCAUCGCCGGCACGCCGCCGCCCGAGCCGCCGCUGCCGCCCGCGCACUCCAAGUGCGACCCCGCGCUCGUUAAGCGCACCUGCUCACUCUUCGGACUCGACUUGACGCAUGUGCAGGAACGGCCGCCGCCGCUGCCGCCGUCGCGCGCCUACAUAGUGUCGAACGGCGUGAAGCUCGGCUACCCGCAGCAACGCACCGUGGCGGCCGACUGGGACGAGGCGGGCGUGCGCCUGCGCGCCGGCGACACCGUGCUGGCGCUCGGCGCCGCGCCGCGCGGACACGUCACCGUGCAGGUGUGCGGGCGCACGGUGCCGGUGCCGCACAGCGUGCUGGCGCCGCCGCGCGCGCCCCGCCCCGCGCCGCCGCCGCCGCCCGCACCCGCUUAGACCGACUGCUCUAUUACAUUAUCACAAACACGUCCGCAGGCCAACAACAUAAUACCGUGUUAGUGAAAUCAUUAUACAGUCACAAUAAACCUGCCACCUUCAUAAUCUAUAUGAAAAAAGUCCAAUACAAGAAAAGGCUUCUCAGCUUAUAACGUAUCUAGAUCUGAUAAUAAUAUCGAUUUAUUAAAUACAGGAAGUUGAAAAACGGUUAUUUUAAAAUCACAUGGCAUAAAAUGGUAUUUUAAUUGAUAAUCACGAUUGUAAUUAUCCAGGUUUUACUUGGUUUCAUUAAGACAUAGUAAUUAUAUCGGGGGUCUAUUAACUUCCUAUACUGAGAAAUAUAUUUACACUUCCGAUAGCAAUAACAACGCUAUUUUAAAUAAUGAAUCGGAUAUAAUGACAUGUCCGGGCACAGGCCUGUGAUAGCAACCGAAACUGAAAGACUAAUCCAUACUCGACAUGAUAGGUUAUGUGAAUCUUUGAUAAUAUUAAUCGCGUUGUGAACAAUCAAUGGUGCCUUAUUGUAAAUAGUAGGUUAAGUAUUUAUGGGAGCGAUGAGAUUUGCGCUAUGCGUGGAUGUUCUGUAUUCUGUGACGCAACACGCCUGUAACUUAGUGAAAGAACUAAGAUAUCUUUAUUGUUUUGGUUUAAGUAUAAAUUUAGAAGGGUCACUUUUGGUAAGAAUUUAAAAAUAGCGUUAAAUGAACGAUUAAAAAAGCGUAGAUACGAGAAAUAUUUUUUAUAAAAUGUUGAUGUAUUCGAAUAUUUAAGGCAUUUUUUACAAGUUGAGUAUAUUUUACUUGCAGGAUACCUUUAUUGUAUUUUCGUUUAUAAAAUAACUACAUUUAAGUAUAAUUUAAAAGAAUAUUUUCAGUAUUUACAAUUUACCAACUCACUAUAAUUACGUACCAUAACUAAGACGAGUGCUGUUACCUUAAAUUAUCUGUUGUUUUUUUUUAUUUUAUCAAAUUUAUGUUUUCCCCAAGUAACAAACAGUAUUUCGCUGUAACGACAAGUGUUUGUAGAAGUAGUAGGCGUAUUUCAAGAAUGUAUAUUUACUUCAAAACUAAAAUGUAUCAAACAACUAACUAACAGUUGCAUAUGGCAAAUUAAUUGGCCAAAUUAAAAACAAACUACAAGUAUAAGCUUGCCAACAAGAGUCUGAUACCUUACUGUACUGAGAUGGUAACUAGAUUAAGGUUAUAAUAAAAGGCGUAAUAAUU